AUGAUUGUGGACUCAGGCUGCAGCACCUGUAGCUCACUGACUCACCAUGCACGCCGGUUCGACUUGGCGCCUAGUGGCCCCUGCGACUGCCAUGUGCAGGAUAUCGCAUGUCUUGGCUGCGGUAAUGUUGUAGGCUACUAUAUACAUCGCCCAUGCUUCCGCUGCCUU
Molecule: messenger RNA, 168 nt
Organism: Linderina pennispora
Lineage: Eukaryota; Fungi; Kickxellomycota; Kickxellomycetes; Kickxellales; Kickxellaceae
Exons: 1
Source: RefSeq, a predicted model, not a curated record